Botrytis fragariae is the source of this 1092-nucleotide messenger RNA. RefSeq lists its product as uncharacterized. The transcript has a single exon. The record is from RefSeq and is a predicted model, not a curated record. Bases 1 to 1092 code for a protein of 363 amino acids. NCBI's taxonomy places the organism in Eukaryota, Fungi, Ascomycota, Leotiomycetes, Helotiales, Sclerotiniaceae.
AUGACGUCUCACACCAACGCAAAUCCCAGCUCCAGUUCACCUAAACGCAAAAUAGCUCAAAGCUCUUCUGAUCGCCUCUCUAAGAUACCUAAGCUCAAAGUACCAGGCAAUACCCCCACUGAUCCCUCUCAACCAAACCAUUCCCGCUCCAGAAAUUUGCCGCAAUCCAUUUCCACCGACAACAAACAUGUUCAUCAUCGUCAUCAUCACGAACAUCAUCCACAUCAUGGAUUCAUUCAUCCACCCCAAGAUUCCACUUUAUUUUCCCCUACAAAUACAAGCUCUGCUCUCCCAAGCUUAACUUUAGGCGAAGGUGUAAUUCCACCUUUCACAUCCCCCACUGUCCCUCUCUCACAGAGUCAACCAUUCUCCGAUCAAGACACACCAACCGAGAUUGAAGACGCCGCGGGAUUAGGUGCCCCACCAAAUUUGGCAAAUGAUUUGGAAGAGGCAUUGAUGGAAGAAGUGGAGAAAAAUCCAGGGCUGACACAAGGGCUUAGAAUCGAGGGUCUCGCUUCUCAGGGCAAUGGAGGGAGUAAUUUGACACCGGAAGAAGUGGGUUUUGAUAUUGACGUGGAUAUCAAUCAUGAUAAAGACGAAAUCACAUGGGAGAGCGAUGAGGAAGAUAAUGAAGAACCUUCAACCAGAGAUAAGGAUAAAGAAUGCGUAGAAUCGUCUGUUUCCUCCGAAUCCGAUUCUCGCCAUUCAUCUGAUUCAGGAUAUGAUGAAACGGCGGCGCUUCCAGUUUCGGAUACAAAUAUGGAUACAGGACCAGAAUACGAUGAGGGAUAUGUGGAGGGCGGAGGGGACAGUAAUGGCGUUGAUGCCUCUGCCGAAAUUGACUGGAAUGACAUGUCGAAUGAUAUUGAUGCUGAUCCUUACGCUGGGGUUGAGGCAAAAAUACCAGGCGAAAAUGAUGUGCAAAUGAAUUCUGGUGGUGUGUACGGGGAGUGGAAUAGUGGAAACGCAGAGUGGGCUGACGUGGUAUCUCUAGAGCCUGAGGAAGAUGAGGCUGUGGACGGAUAUGAAGGAACUGGAAAUGGGGUACAAAAAAGUGGUGAGAACGAUGUCUGGUGGUUAAACGAAGGUUGA